Molecule: messenger RNA, 242 nt
Organism: Dibothriocephalus latus
Lineage: Eukaryota; Metazoa; Platyhelminthes; Cestoda; Diphyllobothriidea; Diphyllobothriidae
Source: the annotation of a GenBank genome assembly
GUCCCGAUCACGACGCCAUGUGGGCACUCGGCGACAAGAUCGCCUCGACCAUUCUGGCGCAGAGUGCGGGCAUCCCGACUGUGCCCUGGAGCGGUUCUCGUAAGUUGUCUUUCUGUUUUUUUACCGUCUGGUUGUCCUCCUGGAUUGCGCCGCUUCCAGCCUCUUCGAAAUGUUGCCCUAAUGAGAAGUUGAGAGUGCUGUCACAAUGUGUGCACUGUAGGCAGUCAAGUCGGAAUAUGUAG